UUCCGCGGAUUCGCGAGUUCUACCCACGGAAAGCUAGGGUUUAGGGGGUUGCGAGUCGUCCUCAGCGCUUAGCUUGUGAUCGCCGCCGCCUUCGGUACCAGCGAAGAUGGGACACUCCAACGUUUGGAACUCCCAUCCUAAGAACUACGGCCCUGGAUCCAGGGCUUGCCGCGUUUGUGGCAAUCCUCACGGAUUGAUUCGGAAGUAUGGGCUCAUGUGUUGCAGGCAGUGCUUCCGCAGCAACGCCAAGGAGAUUGGCUUCAUCAAGUACCGUUAAGAAGAAGAAAGCGCGUAGGGCAGGCGAUGGAGGAAGAAUCGCCGCCAUGUUUUAACAUUGAAUUGCUUAUUAUUUCAGAAUAGUUGGUGAAGACAUUGUGGUUCCUUGAAACUGGUUAUUGAAGUUUGUUUCUCUCGGAUUUUGUAGAAUGUGCACUGAGUUAUCAUUCAAAUGUGACGGUUCCUCUUCUUAAUUUCAUUUGUUAUUAGCGUAUGGUAAUUUGGUA
Messenger RNA from Elaeis guineensis (African oil palm), 503 nucleotides. Its product is annotated as small ribosomal subunit protein uS14z/uS14y/uS14x. Gene Ontology annotation, biological process: cytoplasmic translation. Gene Ontology annotation, molecular function: zinc ion binding; structural constituent of ribosome. NCBI's taxonomy places the organism in Eukaryota, Viridiplantae, Streptophyta, Magnoliopsida, Arecales, Arecaceae. Gene Ontology annotation, cellular component: cytosolic small ribosomal subunit; ribosome. The record is from RefSeq and is a predicted model, not a curated record.